AUGAUUGGAAGCUAUAAAUGUUAUUCAAGAGUUUGCUUUAAGUGGAAUAAAGGUUAAAAUAAAAAAAAAAUAUAGUGUUUUCUGUUCCAACUGGAAGUUCAAGAUCAAAUAAAAAGGCAGGAGGUGAGCUAGUAAAAAAAAAUAGCCCAGAGAUAAAUUAUUAACACAUCAUCUUUAUAGAUAAGCAUAAAGCCCAAAAGGCUUUCAGGGUCAACCAAGUUGGAAACCACAGAGAUCAUAAAGUCCUGUUGGUGCAGAUCUUCCUGGCGAGUGUUUUCUUCUCAAGAACUCGUGAAGAACAAGCUUUCCAUCAGUUUCAGAGGAAGAAUUCAAGAGAAAAUAUAUUAUCGGAUACUGGGCAAGUGUUCUGAUGCACCAAAGGACAAUGAUAGAAUGACCAUACUGAUAUGGAUGACCAUGAAAAUGAGAGACUAAAAAGGAAGUUGUACCAGUCUGAAUCUCUGACAUAUAGAUGGCCUUGCUAAAAUGACGUUUGGACCACCAUUUACAGCGAUAUGUCCACAUGUUCCUUGCUUCUCCUCUUAGGAAAACCCUUGGAAUUUUUCUUGGAGUAGUGGAUCUGCAAGCCAUACUACUGAAAUGGAUCGGUCUCAUCGUUGACUCUUCAUCCUCCUCGUACUCAGACAGCUGGAGAGACUGAAUUUUAAGAAAGCAUGAAGCGAGUUCCUCCCACAUGCUUGAUAUCCCAUCUGUGUGAUCCAAAUGCAUCGCUAAAUAUUCCAUAAGGCGUACUGUACCAUAAUUUCCUAAAAUGACAACAAAAUUCAGAAUCAGAAUGCCAUUCAGAACAUGCCAAACAAUCUUCUCCAAAUUCGGCAUCCAUGCUAGGAAUUCUACAGUAGUCACCCAAUUUACCUACCACCCAUACUCUCUUCAGAGGGAAUCAAUACAUCAGUGUUUGUAGGUAUUUAUGUAAAUAUUAA
Messenger RNA from Spirodela intermedia, 944 nucleotides. Lineage: Eukaryota; Viridiplantae; Streptophyta; Magnoliopsida; Alismatales; Araceae. The record is from the annotation of a GenBank genome assembly.